Molecule: messenger RNA, 2888 nt
Organism: Zeugodacus cucurbitae (melon fly)
Lineage: Eukaryota; Metazoa; Arthropoda; Insecta; Diptera; Tephritidae
Product: Ig-like and fibronectin type-III domain-containing protein 2
Exons: 11
Coding region: 32-2872 (946 amino acids)
Molecular function (GO): protein binding
Source: RefSeq, a predicted model, not a curated record
GGUCAUUAUUAAAUUGUUGAGACCGUUAUUAAUGGAAAUAAUGUUUAAGCUGCUGGUGGUACUAACAACAUCAACAUGCUUAUUCUCGACUGUUAAUUCCGGUGUACCAAUUGCAACUGGUGGUCCAUCACUGAUCUACGAAGGCAAAGACGCCUUGCUCACAUGCGUUGUUUCAGAGAAUCGCGCCAAUCACACAGUGAUAUGGAAGAAAUCCGACGAAAUACUCACAGCCGGUAUGGUGAGAGUGACGAGCGAUACACGUAUCAGUGUGUUGCAUGACGAAAGUGAGUGGAAGAAAGAUCCCAAAGGCCUGGAGUCGGGCGGUGAGGUGCGGGUAUUGCUCGUAAGACGUUUGACUACCGAAGAUUCGGGUAGUUAUAUCUGUGAGCUGAAUUCCGAGCCUGUGCUCAGGAGCAUACAUAUACUCACAGUCAAGCAGAUACCCAGCGGCAAUAGCAACAUCACGACCACAACAGAGUCGAGUGAUGUCUAUCUCGUGCCGCCGCCACUUGAUGCCACCGACAAUCGUUCGUUUUGGCGCGGGCCCACUGUCGCGCCACAAAUCACACACGAUUUCACCGAAUGCUGCGAACGCGCUAACGUCACCUCCGAAUGCAUGGGUUUCUGUAAUGUGCAUAAUAUAAUCGACGGCACGACGGGCAUAGAGCCCGAAGCUUGCGAGAAGGACUUUCCGAAUAUUGUACGUUGCAUGGCAGAUGGACGGGAUCAUGUGCCAUGCUGUGUGGAUAAACAGAUACCGGAUUUGUGUCAGGAUAUGUGUCGCGGUGAGUACACACCUUUCACGGAUCUGCUGAAGACGCGUGUGUCUUGUGUACAUCACACACUCAGUGGUCUGCAGUGCAUACUGCAGGGCGUGCAGAAUAUACCCAGCACACCGACAACUGUUACAGUUGAUCAUGUGUCAGAGACGCGUGUCACUGUGCAUUGGUAUGAACCGGAAAAGCUAGCGCAUAAGGUGACCUACUACAGUGUGAACUUAACGGCACUGCACAGUUUCGAUGAAGAUGAAGUGUCCAAUGCGUACUCAUUGAAGAAACGUCCAUUAGAGCAGACGAUUAUACGCACAGUGCCAGCUAAUCAGACCAUGCUGUCGCUGCAAGAUCUCACGCCGCUCACAAUGUACGCGAUAGUGGUGACGGCGCAUAAUGAGUACGGUUCGAGUUUACCCAGCGAACGUUUGCGUGUGUUCACCCAUACCAGUGAGGUAUUCACACCGAGAAAUGACGAUGCCGAAGAGUCUGCAUCGGUGGAGAGCAUUAUGCCAGCACUGCCGAAUAUACGUAGCUGUUGUGAGGCCAAUGGCAUGACGCAUCGCAAGUGUCUCGAUAAGAUGUGUGAUCCGCGGAAGACAGAUCUUGCCACACUGCCGGACUUUAUGGUCUGUGCACCUUGGUCCAAUAUCACUUUCACUUGUCUAGCGAAUAAAAUCGAUCACACGCCCUGCUGUCGGGCGCGUGGUAUACCGGCGGUCUGCUUCCCGCUCUGCUCGGGCAAAAUAUCUACCCUGGACUUUAGUCUGUUCAAGUGCCUACGCUUCAUGUCCGAGUACAGCAGCUGCCUCUUCCAGGGUUACGGUGUGCUCGCUGAUCCACCUUCAAUGAUACGUACUGUGGCUAAGGCCGACAACUUCAUAAUUUUGGACUGGGAUAAACCCAAACGCUUGGCCGACACAAUCAGCACUUAUCAUGUGAAGUUUCGACGUUUGGGCGAAGGAGAUGACUAUCUGACAGUAGUGAAGAAAAACCCACCACUCAUCUUGGAGGGACUCGAACCCGAAGUCUACUAUGAAUUCUAUGUAGUCUCCGUCAAUCAGUAUGGCAAAAGUGAAGCAUCACCACGUCUCAUUACGCGCACACAACCCGCCGAGGCGGUGGAUGAGCCCGAACCGGUUUACAAUAUGACAAAAUGCUGUCAGGCAUCCGGCUUGCUGCCACAAUGUGCGCCACUCUGUUCGUACAACAUCAAAUUGUCGGAUAUUGAAAAGCUCGGACCGGCGUGUCGAGCGCAAAUGUCUGUUAUUGUGCGCUGCGCCGCCGGCGGACGUGAUCACACACCCUGCUGUCAGCGUCGUGGUGUGCCCACCGCCUGCAUGACCAUCUGUCGUGGUGUCAUGCCGCAAAACACAAAUGGCGGCGGUGGUAGCAGUGGCGGCGCGUUGAGUGGCAGCAGCUAUAGCGGCAACAAUGCGACGACCUCCAGUGAUUGUUUAUCCUACGCGGGCAAUAUUUUGCAGUGUAUCGAAGAAGGCACCGAGAGCAUACCCGGUCCGGCUGAGGAUGUGCACGCUACUUCGGUAACAAAUACCACAAUUAGCUUGACUUGGCGACAACCCGGCUACGAAGCAAGUGCACCUACUGCAGCAACAACAACAGAGAUUGACAGUGAAGUGGAUGACAGCAGCAAGAAAACUACAGCUGCGGGCAACGCAAACAAUGACAUUGCCACUGCUGGUGGCAGUGUUGCGUCGAUAUCAUCCAACAGCGAUGAUGAUGAUAUCGAUUUUAUCGUGCAAUAUGGCAAAGUCAAUAAUAUGACGCUCUAUGAGACUGUGGCGAAACUGGAAAAUGAAUUGACCACAAACGAGACCAGCAUUGCGCUGACGAAUUUGGAGCCGCACGCAUUGUAUCGCAUCAUGGUGGUGACGCGCGGACGCUAUGGUACAGCGCUUCCAUCUUCAAUGUUGCUGAUCAAUACCACCGAGGAUGAGAAUGCCACGAUCAAGAAUGAUACCUAUGGUGCACCAUCGCCGCCGCAUUCGCUGUCGAUUACAUCACACAGCGCGACUUGGAUGCAAUUGACUUGGCAACCACCAGAAUAUUCGCAUCCGCAUGAGAAGAUUACAUACAGAUGAGUGGAAAUGAAUGGGU